AUGAAGAUUGAGAAGGGAAAUGAUGGGAAUAAACCCAGAAAUCGGCAGCAAAUAUCGACUUCAACAAGGGCUUUAUCGAAAUGGUGGCCAUCAGUGUGGAGAUUCGUUGGGUUCAUCAUUUUCCCACUCAUCCUCUUAUCAAUUCUUCCAUCGGCUUUUCUUUUUGUCGAUGCUCAUCCAGUGAACAGAGUGAUCUCGAUGGUCCCUCCAACAAUGCCGAUCAUUGUCGACGAUUCACUAAAAGAAGAAACGGAUAUCGAGGGACCAAUUGGACCAGAAGGGGAAGAAGAUGAAGUACCGGAAAGAGAAGAAAAGAUAGAUAAAGAAAGGAAAGAUGUUCCCGAUGAAUGGAUUCUUCAUUCAAGACAUGAAACUUCUCUACUCGAACUCGAUGAUUUGCCACCCUAUCCCCAGAAACAGAAAUGCAUCUACAGUGUGUGCUCAGAAACGACGUUAUUCACUUAUCGACGAUGUUGCAGGAAUGAUAUCUACUCGUGUUGUUGGUUCUUUCGCAUGUGGGUCAUAGUAGUGUUCGGUAUCUUCGCUCUGAAGCUCUUCCUCACGAUUUUCGUCUCGUUCUUUCGCUGUGUUUGUUGC
Molecule: messenger RNA, 597 nt
Organism: Mesorhabditis belari
Lineage: Eukaryota; Metazoa; Nematoda; Chromadorea; Rhabditida; Rhabditidae
Source: the annotation of a GenBank genome assembly